UCAUGGCCGCCUCCAUGGCUCGAGGCGGCGUGAAUGCCGGGUUCCUGCUCCGGGCGGCCCGAGGCUCCUGGUGGAGUUGGUCCGGGGGCACGGCGGCCCCGGAGGCGGCCCGGAAGCUGGGGAGCGCGGGGGCCUGCGAAGCCUCCCUGGCCUGUUCCACCUGCCACGUGUACGUGAGCGCGGCCCACCUGGACCUUCUGCCUCCCCCCGAGGAGAGGGAGGACGACAUGCUGGACAUGGCGCCCCUGCUCCAGGAGAACUCCCGUCUGGGCUGCCAGAUCGUGCUGACCCGCGAGCUGGACGGGGCGGAGUUCACGCUGCCCAGGAUCACCCGCAACUUCUACGUGGACGGCCACGUGCCCAAACCCCACUGACAUGGGGGGGG
Messenger RNA from Dipodomys ordii (Ord's kangaroo rat), 385 nucleotides. It is a transcript of the gene Fdx2, whose product is annotated as ferredoxin 1-like. NCBI's taxonomy places the organism in Eukaryota, Metazoa, Chordata, Mammalia, Rodentia, Heteromyidae. Gene Ontology annotation, cellular component: mitochondrion. The coding region runs from base 3 to 374 and encodes 123 amino acids. The transcript has 3 exons. The record is from RefSeq and is a predicted model, not a curated record. Gene Ontology annotation, molecular function: 2 iron, 2 sulfur cluster binding. Gene Ontology annotation, biological process: positive regulation of oxidoreductase activity; P450-containing electron transport chain.